Messenger RNA from Labeo rohita (rohu), 951 nucleotides. RefSeq names its product legumain. Bases 160 to 624 code for a protein of 154 amino acids. Gene Ontology annotation, molecular function: cysteine-type endopeptidase activity. Gene Ontology annotation, biological process: vacuolar protein processing. The record is from RefSeq and is a predicted model, not a curated record. The transcript is spliced from 10 exons. NCBI's taxonomy places the organism in Eukaryota, Metazoa, Chordata, Actinopteri, Cypriniformes, Cyprinidae.
GGACAGGCUGUCUUCAUUCUAUCAUCAACAGUUUGGGGCUUGACCUAAGAAAUCUCUGCCUAUUGACAAAAAGAAGGGGUGCUAAAACCACCGGCAGAUGUGUGUCACGCCUAUCAGAUAGCACAUCAGAAUGGGAUUCCCGACAGUCGGAUUGUGGUGAUGAUGUAUGAUGACAUCGCUUAUAAUAAGAAAAACCCUUAUCCUGGAAACAUUAUCAAUAAACCAAACGGAUCAAAUGUGUAUCCAGGGGUUCCAAAAGAUUACACUGGAGAGGAUGUAACAGCUGGAAACUUUCUGGCUGCUCUCAAAGGAGACACCAAUGCUGUGAAAAAGAGAAAGCCAAAAGUCAUUAAAAGUGGAAUAAAUGACACAAUAUUCGUGUAUCUGGCAGAUCAUGGAGGUGCAGGCAGAUUUAGCUUUCCUAACAGUAUUCUUCAUGCCCAUGAUCUCAUUGAAACAAUCAAGGAAAUGGCAAGAAAUUGCAAGUUUUCAAAGAUGGUGUUAUACAUGGCAUCCUGUCAUUCUGCAUCAAUGUUCACCAACCUCCCCAAAAAUAUUCAUGUGUAUGCUUUGACUUCAGCAAGAGAAGAUGAGAGUGGUUACCCUAUUUUCAUGACCCUGUGAGGAAAACCUAUCUGUCUGAUGAAUUCUCAGCGUUGUGGAUGCACUACACUGAAGCGAAUGAUCUUGAUAAAAAACAUUUCAGGAUCAGUUUAUUUAUCUUCAGAAAAUGAUGAAGAAUUCUCACUGCUGCUGUUUGGGGGACAUGACAAUGAAUGAACAUCUGAUCAGCAUGUUUGUGAAGAACACCCCUCAAAGAAUUCAGGACAAGACAAGAGCUGAGGAGCUCAUUUAACCUCUAACCAUGAUAACCAUGAAGUGCCAUUCAAAAUCUUGGAGAACUGAUUUAGAACAGAAACUAAUGAAGCUCUUCAUCAGGUUUGAUGUCUA